AUGUCAUCCGAACAGCUCAAUGUCAUCGCCCUGGUCUCGGGCGGUAAGGACAGUUUCUUCUCCGCCUUGCACUGCCAGAGAAACGGGCACCGACUCGUGGCACUCGCUAAUCUCUUCCCCUCCGCCUCCGUCGGCGCCGGCCCCAACGCCACGCGCUCGGCCCCAGGGACCGUCAUUCACAAGCCCGCGCGGGAUCACGUAAAGGAUGAGUCUACGCGGGUGGAAGAAAAGCAGGAAGAGGGGGAGGCUGGUAAAGGGGCCGACGACGAAGCCGACCUGAAUAGUUUCAUGUACCAGACCGUCGGCCACCAGGUCAUACCCUUAUACGCAGACGCCACCGGAUUGCCGCUCUACCGGCAACCCAUCUAUGGCGGCGCCAAGUAUGAGGACAGAGACUAUGAUUCCCAUGCCGUGCCGUCGCGUGACGGCGACGCGGGUCCCGAAGUCGACGCGGACGAGACGGAAAGCAUGGUGCCCCUCCUCCGCGCCGUCAUGGCAAACCACCCAGAGGCCAACGCUCUGUGUGCGGGAGCCAUCUUGUCCACCUACCAGCGGACGCGCGUGGAAUCCGUCGCGCUACGCCUAGGUCUCACGCCGCUGGCGUACCUGUGGAAGUAUCCCGUGCUACCCCCGGUGGUUUCGGGAGUCGUGGAGGACGCUCAGCUGCUUCACGAUAUGGCGGCCGCCGGGCUCGAUGCGAGGAUCAUCAAGGUCGCGAGCGCGGGGCUUGAUGACGACUUUUUGUGGGAAAAGGUGAGCAGCAUCACGGGCGCGUCGCGCGUCAAGCGUGCCCUCAGGAGGUUUGGCGCCGCCGAGGGUGCCGUGAUAGGCGAGGGGGGCGAGUUCGAGACGCUCGUGCUGGACGGCCCGCCCGGCCUGUUCAGAAAGGCCAUUGAGGUACCGGAGUCCGGCAGGCGGACCGUAAAGGAGGGCGGCGGGACGUCGUGGUUGAGCUUUCAAGGGGCGAGUGUCCGAGAAAAGCGAGCCCCUGACGCGGGCACGGGAGAAAGCUGCUCCCCGCCCCGGGUGCCUGAUGCCUUGGAUCAUCGGUUUCAGAGUAUCCUGGAUUCACUGCUUGCGGCUCGUGAUAACCAGGUAUCGAUAUCGGAAGAGACACCAUCCGUCGAUGGCUUCACCAAGGAUGAUGGCAGGACACCGGUGCUGCCGAAAACACCCUCGGAUGAUAUCCACUGGUCUUUUGGUGCUCAAGCGGGAUCGGGUCAGGGCUCGUCUGUCGAGCAGCAAACCGAGGACAUAGUACAGCAAAUUCGGAAGCUCCUUGCUGACCACUCUCCGCCGCUACCCACCACGGCCAUCACCAAUACUAUUAUUGUCCUGGAGUCGAUGUCGGAUUUCCCGGCCAUCAACAAGAUCUACAGCGAACUGUUCCAGCACCCUAAUCCUCCGUCCCGAGUCACAAUAUCUUGUGGCGAUCUGCAGGCCGGAAAUGCCAUUGACGUUCACCUGACCUUAAAGCCAGCGUUGGAGCCUCGUGAGCGGAAUGGGCUUCAUGUGCAGUCAAGAUCGUACUGGGCGCCUGCCAAUAUCGGCCCGUACAGCCAGGCUAUCGAUGUGCCCCUGAGGAGCGGUCAAGAUACGACACACGCCCUUGUCAGAGCGGUGACGAUUGCAGGCCAAAUCCCGCUCGUCCCGGCGAGCAUGGUCUUGCCCACGGAGAAAGAGGGCAACAUGGAGAUGCAAAUUGCACUGUCUCUGCAGCACCUCUGGCGCAUCGCCACCGAGAUGAAGGUCCAGCUCUGGACCAGUGCGGUGGCGUACUUCCCGCGCACGCCGAAGGAGGCGGACAUGAGACGGCAAAGCCAGCUUGCCGAGGCCGCGUGGAAGGCCGUCCACAAGGACGACGAAGAUGAGGACGGAGAAAACGACGGAAGCGGGCCCGACUUGUGGGACCGCAAGUUCAACCCGGCGUACAUGUCGCUUGGCGAGGACGCCGCGGCGGCGCAGAAGCUCCCGGAUUGGUCCUCCAUCGCGACGGCCGACGGAGAUUAUGGAGAGGCCGACGGGCCCGUCCCCCCUUUCUUCUCCGUCGAAGUUGAGGAGCUUCCCCGCCAGGCCGGUGUCGAGUGGCACGCCCACCUCGGCCUCGCGCGCGUCCCCUCGUCGUCCGUCGAGUACCGAGCCUCGGACCUCGCGCCCUCGACCGACGUCCCUUUCUACAGACGCGUCUGCCACGUCGUGGUGUCGGGGAUGCUCGUCCACUCCACCAUCUCCUGGCUCGCCGUCUCUGGCCCCUCGACGCGUGCGCCGGCUUCCUUUGCCGAGGUGGAAGCGUGGAUGAGGCGGGCGUAUCGCGAGUCCGUCGGCGGCGGUGGCGAAGGUCAUGGGCGGACUGCGGUAGACUACCCGUAUCUGAUGUACCUCAACGUGCCAAAGUGUUCGGUGGCCGCGGCGGCCCCGGCUGGGUCUGGGGAGGAAAAGGAUAGCAUGACGGCGUAUGUCAAGGCCAGGUCGAUUUGGGGAGUCGGUGGCGAGGAGAUACUCGCUGUUGGGCUGUGGAAGUAA
Molecule: messenger RNA, 2523 nt
Organism: Colletotrichum orchidophilum
Lineage: Eukaryota; Fungi; Ascomycota; Sordariomycetes; Glomerellales; Glomerellaceae
Exons: 1
Coding region: 1-2523 (840 amino acids)
Biological process (GO): protein histidyl modification to diphthamide
Molecular function (GO): diphthine-ammonia ligase activity
Source: RefSeq, a predicted model, not a curated record